Trichogramma pretiosum is the source of this 1599-nucleotide messenger RNA. Its product is annotated as keratin-associated protein 5-1-like. Bases 263 to 1438 code for a protein of 391 amino acids. The record is from RefSeq and is a predicted model, not a curated record. The transcript is spliced from 10 exons. NCBI's taxonomy places the organism in Eukaryota, Metazoa, Arthropoda, Insecta, Hymenoptera, Trichogrammatidae.
GCGCCCGGCGCGUAAAAGGGGUCGAUGGUGGUGGAGAUGGGCCGCUGCCGCUGUAUAGCGUGCCCAUUUCCGGGGGGUGUUGCACACGGGCCUCUGCGGACUUUCGGAAAUAAAUACCCGCUGCUCGUCGCUCUACGACACAGUUCUACGGACAAGUAUAUACACACCGAACAAGUAGAUCGCUGACUUAUCCGACAAGUAUUACUUGCUACUACAACUCAAUCGCUGCUGUAAUAAACAUCGUUUUUUGCUCAAGAUAAUCAUGGAUAAAAAGGAGUGUAAUUGCCAGGAGUGCGAGUGCUGCGUUGAUUGCGGAACCGGAAACGACUGCAAAUGCAAAGAUGACUGCAAGUGCUGUGGUUGCUGCAAAGGGCAACAAGCCAAGAGCUGCGAGCUCGUGAAGAAAGCCGAGGCCAAGCUGAGCUGCUGCUCUUUGGAAAAAGCAAAGGCUGAUUCGUGCAAGAAAAAGUGCGCUUGCAGCAAGGAUGACUCAUCCUCGUGCCAGUGCUGCGAGGCUUGCGACGAUAAGUCAAAGCCAUGCAGCUGCGGAGACAACUGCCAGUGCUGCAAAUGUUGCAAAGGUGCAGACGCGAGCAAGCUUACCGGCUGCGGCUGCUCCAAAUCUGCUGGCGAUUGCAAGUGCUGCUCUGCGUGCGGUGAUGAUUCUAAAUCAUGCAAGUGCGAGGGUGAAUGCAAAUGCUGCUCUGGAUGCGGAAAAUCGAAGAAAACCGGCUGCGGCUGCUCCAAGGCUGCUGGCGACUGCAAGUGCUGCUCAGCCUGUGGUGAUAAUUCCAAGGCUUGCAACUGUGAAGGAGAUUGCAAAUGUUGUUCUGGAUGUGAAAAAUCCGUGAAAACCGGGUGUGGAUGCUCCAAGGCUGCUGGCGACUGCAAGUGCUGCUCAGCCUGUGGUGAUGAUUCCAAGGCUUGCAACUGUGAAGGAGAUUGCAAAUGUUGCUCUGGGUGCGAAAAGUCUGUGAAGACCGGCUGUGGAAGCUCCAAGUCUACUGGUGAUUGCAAAUGUUGCUCUGCCUGUGGUGAUGAUUCUAAAACUUGCAAAUGUGAGGGAGAAUGCAAGUGUUGUUCUGGAUGUGGAAAGUCGGAGAAGUCUGGAUGUGGAUGCUCAAAGUCAGCCGGCGAUUGCAAGUGCUGCUCAGCUUGUGGUGACGAUUCCAAGGCUUGCAAAUGCGAGGGUGAAUGCAAGUGUUGCUCUGGAUGCGGAAAAUCAAAGAAGGCUGGUUGUGGAUGUUCCAAAUCUGCUGGUGAUUGCAAGUGUUGCUCUGCUUGUGGUGAUGAUUCAAAAUCAUGCAACUGCAAAGGAGAAUGCAAAUGUUGCUCUGGAUGCGGAAAAUCUAAAGAUGUCGUUUGCGGUCGUCGCACCGAGCCCGAGAGCGAGGGCACGAGUUGCUCAAAGCGUACCGGUGGCUGCUGCCAGAAGUGAAUGUAAACGUCAACCAAAUUGACUUGUAGCUAAUUGCAGCACAGCGUCCUGCAUUGUGCACUUUAUUAUACGAAUACUUAUUAUUCCUCACUUUUAUUUGAAAAGUUUGUAGUUUAAUGCGAACACGAUAUUGGGGCUUUGAAUAAAAUAUUAUAAAUUAA